Messenger RNA from Gadus chalcogrammus (walleye pollock), 2516 nucleotides. It is a transcript of the gene nphs1, whose product is annotated as NPHS1 adhesion molecule, nephrin. The transcript is spliced from 18 exons. Gene Ontology annotation, molecular function: protein binding. NCBI's taxonomy places the organism in Eukaryota, Metazoa, Chordata, Actinopteri, Gadiformes, Gadidae. The record is from RefSeq and is a predicted model, not a curated record. Bases 1 to 2193 code for a protein of 730 amino acids.
AUGCAGAAACAUUCGGUCAUAGUGGCAGUCCCAGCCGUCAGCAUGAGGAUCGUGGCCCAGCAGGAGAGGUCAAGAGCGGGGCAGACCCUGGGCCUGCAGUGCCUGUCUGGAAGCAGUAACCCCAAGGCCAACGUCUCCUGGAUCCUGGGGGCCCGCAGGAUACCCGGCGAGGAGCAGCCUCCCAGGUCGGCAGCGUUCGGUGGGGUGUCUGUGAGCAGCAGCCUGGCCCUGCCUCUGGUGCCCAGCUACAACAAGCAGCGGCUGAUCUGCCAGGCGUACAGCGCCGUGCUGUCGGAGGGAGCCAGCACCUUCCACACCCUCGACGUGAUAACCCCCCCGGAGUUUCAGCUCAGCCCAGGCCCAGAGGUGGUGCAGGUGACUACGAGUAGGACACGAGCUGUCCUCCCACUGCUGGUGUCAAGCCACCCUAGGAGGAGUUGGACCUGCACCUGGACUGCACACCACCAGGACACGCUGAUCACAGACCGAGACAUCCUGUACCAGUGGUACGAGGACUACUCCCUGCAGAUCAGGAACGUGACGCGGAGGCACGCGGGCAAGUACACGGUGCAGUGUACCAACGAGGAGGGCCGCAGACACACCACCAUCACCCUGGACGUCCUGUAUAGUCCCGGCGUGCGGCCGAAGAGCGCGGAGGUGCGCGUGGUUCUGGGCGCCAUGGCUGACCUCAUCUGUGUGGCGGACGCCAACCCGGCCGCCGCCUUCUCCUGGGCGUGGCUGGGGGAGGGAGAGAUGGAGUUUGAGGAGGAGACCAUGGAGGAGGAGUUCGGCGUGCUGACCAUCCAGGAGGUCACGCGGGCUCACGCCGGACGCUACCAGUGCAUCGCCGAUAACGGCAUAGCGCCCCCUGCCAGUGCGGAGGUGGAACUGGUGGUGUGCUUCGGGCCCGAGAUCAAGAAGGGGGUGCAGUGGAGCAAGGUGGCCAGCAGGGGGGACGGCUCCGUGGAGGCGGAGGUGCUCUGCAGGGCGGAGGGCAUCCCCCCGGUCAGCUUCUCCUGGGACAAAAACAACGUGCCAAUGGACUUCGAGAACCCCCGGUACGCAGAGCGCACGGUAAGGGACGGCUCGUUCUCCACCAGCACGGUGGUGGUGCUGAACGUCAGCGCGCUGCUGGACUACACCCUGUUCACCUGCCACGCCAGCAACGCCCUCGGCGAGGACAGCCUGCAGAUACAGCUGGUCAGCACCAACCACCCGGACCCCCCCUCGUCCGUGGGCCUGGUGGGGGUCUCCUACAGCUCCGUCACCCUGGAGUGGAUCCCGGGCUUCAACGGAGGUCUGGCCCAGAGCUACCGUAUAAGGUACCGGGGACCCCACAGCGACAGCUUCACCUACGUGGACGUCUUCCCUCUGUCCACCGCCGUGUACACCGUCACCAACCUGGCGCCGAGCACCACCUACAACUUCUCCAUCGCCGCCCUGAACGCCAUCGGAGAGAGCGGCUACGAGGACGCAGCGUCGCUGGUCGCCACCACCGACGAUUGGUUUGUGGAUGACCGGGCUGGCUCAGGUGAAGACACGGGACCUUCUGGCCUCCCGAUGUACCUGACCUCGACGCUGAGCGCUGUGGCCGUGGUCCUGUUGGCCUCCAACGCGGUGGGCUGCGUCCUGGGCUGGAGAUGGAGACAGAGGCGCCUGCACACAGGGAGAAGCACAACGUCGGACCAGUGCAGUGUGUUGGAUGAGAAGAAGAGCGAGGCGGCCGGGUCCGGGGGCACCGCGGGGGACGGCUCCGGGCGCUACGAGAGCCGGGAGAAGAUCAACGCCGCCGCGCAGCGGACGCUCAUCACCGACUCUGGGUCCGAGACGCAGAGCAACGUCUACGAGAGCUAUGGCGCGGAGAGUCAAAACUAUUACCCUUUAAGAGACUAUCGUCCACGGCUUCAACCCUACGCUGAGGAGACGCACAGGCCGGGUGAGACUGCACACUACAGGACCGAUCACGUGCACUAUCCCGUGCACUAUCCCGGUGAGCCUCCUGGUCAUGAGUAUGAGACGGUGAGAGAGUUUGGUUGGAGACCGGAUGUUCCAGAGACCCCCGCCUUGUUUCAUCCACCGGACUCUCCAGGCUGUCCUCAGCAGGGGAGCAGAGGACUGCGUAGGCCGGCUGACGACGGGUUGACCUCCAGGGAUUAUGAAUUGCCCUUUGAACUCCGAGGGGAGCUGGUCUAAUGUUGACUCAUUACUCAGUGAAGUAUUAUAAUGCAGUGUCGAUAUGUCAAUAAAGGCAGAGUAUUGUACAAUACGAUAUUUUAAUGUUUAUUUUUUCUCUUGGAAAUAGAUCAAACACUUAAUUUAUAUGCAUAUUAUUCAUAUGCAUGUUUAAUGCCAAUUCUCUGAAACAGCUUUUUUAAUGUUGUAUUAGUUGAAAAUAGUCAUGCACUUCACUCUCAAACAUCUAUCCUAGUUCUCAUAUUUACCUUUGUCUAUUGCUGAGUUUCAAAUAUCAUAUGUUCCUUUUUGUAUUUACCAACGAGAUUUCCCUCCUCAGCUGA